Salvia miltiorrhiza (redroot sage) is the source of this 2527-nucleotide messenger RNA. RefSeq lists its product as uncharacterized. The coding region runs from base 1013 to 2011 and encodes 332 amino acids. The transcript is spliced from 6 exons. The record is from RefSeq and is a predicted model, not a curated record. Gene Ontology annotation, biological process: exonucleolytic trimming to generate mature 3'-end of 5.8S rRNA from tricistronic rRNA transcript (SSU-rRNA, 5.8S rRNA, LSU-rRNA). NCBI's taxonomy places the organism in Eukaryota, Viridiplantae, Streptophyta, Magnoliopsida, Lamiales, Lamiaceae. Gene Ontology annotation, molecular function: 3'-5'-RNA exonuclease activity; nucleic acid binding.
GAUAGUCUUCGUGCUCUCCCAGAAAAAAGGCUUUUGUUGAGAUAGCCCUUUGUUGACAACUUAAUAAAUUAAUAAUAGCACUCUGCCAAAAAAAACUCUGCUUCGUGCUUUCCAGUUUUGAGUCAGUUGCUUCGUGUUGCCAGAAAAAGGCUCCGCCUGCAACCCCCAUCUCCGGCGAAAUCGUCGCCGGCGUGUCGCCUCCGACCCUCGCCUCUCACCCCCUCUCUACUUCUCUCUCUUUCUUUCAAUUCUCUCUGACGCCAACGCCCUCUCUCUCCCUCUGUGUCUCCUCGUCGUAGCACAUGCAGCGGCUACCGCCUCCGCCUUCCGCCACUUCUCCGUCCCGGCGUCGGCUCCUUCUCCUCCUGCCCUGACUCAAAACACCAAAACCCCCAAAAUUUCUCCAAUUUCAGAAAAUCCCUCUCCCUAAAUCAAAUCCCUAAUUUUAUCAUUCUACCCUCGCCGUGAACAGCACCGCCCCUCUUCUCUCGACGAAUGGCGAGAAUCGUCGGCGCCUUCUCCUCUCCUUCCCACAGCCGCCGCCUUCUUCCCUCUUCUCUCUUUUCCCACCUGCCAACUCCCGCUCCCUUCCCCCAAUUUCUUGGCCAACUACCCAUGGCAAAAUCACAGCUGGGCCGACCUCCCUUCCCCCAAACAGAUGUGCCUAUGUCGGCGGUUCUGCACGAUUUGAUCUUCUUUGUAGUUAACCGAACUGAAAACCGGUUCAAUUUUGAUUUAUUUUCAGUCUUAAUCGGUUCCGAUUAACUGGUAAACCGAUUCGAUUUUAACUGAACCGACCGAUUUAUCAGCCCUACAUACCAUUUAUUAAUUAACUAACAAUUCAAUUUUGAUGAAAUCAUUUUUUUACUUUAUACACAUCUGCUACUAUUUUCUUAAAAUUCGUAUCCUCCCAUCCAUAUUCCAUACCACAUUUAUCGUGGACGGAGGGAGUAUUUGACAAUACAGUAGUCAACUUUUUAAUUUGUAGAGCCCUCCAAUUUUAGCUCACGCCAUGGCGACUUGGAGCCAUCCUUUGCUUCGCCGGGCCCCUCUUUUCUCUCCUCAUCCGCCGCCCUUUCUCCACUUCCCCUCGCUCUCCACUUCCAUUAAUCAACACAAAUUCAAACGUUCGUUCAUGCGCUGCUAUUCUUCCAUGGAAGAAUCCGCACCGUCUACUCUCACCCAAUCAGAAUUUCCAAGAAUGGGCAGAAAUUCCAACUGGAAGCCCAUGUGCUUGUACUACACUCAAGGUAAAUGCACCAAGAUGGAUGAUUCUCUGCACGUUAAUAAGUUCUGUCAUAGCUGCUCUAUUAAGCUCGGGGAUAGAGUUCCGGAGUUCAAGAAUCUCCGCAGUCAAAAGUUUGAUUACUUUCUUGUACUCGAUUUAGAGGGCAAAGUUGAGAUUCUCGAGUUUCCUGUUUUGUUGUUUGAUGCGAAAACUUUGGAUGUAGUGGAUGUGUUUCACAGGUUCGUAAGGCCUACAAAGAUGACUGAGAAAAGAAUAAAUGAGUACAUUGAGGGAAAGUAUGGCGCUUUUGGGGUUGACCGUGUCUGGCAUGACACAGCCAUAACGUUUCAUGAGGUCAUUGAACAAUUUGAAACUUGGCUGAGAAUGGAGCGGAAUGGGGGUAGUAGGUUAUGGACAGAGGAGGGAGAUGGACGUCUCAAUCGUGCAGCAUUUGUAACUUGUGGGAAUUGGGAUUUGAAAACCAAAGUACCGCAGCAAUGUGAAGUAUCCAAGAUGGAGAUUCCUCCCUAUAUUAUGGAAUGGAUCAAUCUGAAGGACAUCUACCUGAACUUCUACAAUAGAAGGGCACCUGGAAUGCUUUCAAUGAUGAGGGAACUCCGUUUACAACCAUUAGGAAGCCACCAUCUUGGCAUCGACGAUUCAAAAAAUAUUGCGAGAGUGUUGCAGCAUUUGCUGACGGAUGGUGCCCUCUUGCAAAUUACAGCAAAAAGAGCUGCCAGCUCGCCUAAUUCUGUCAGAUUUCUCUUUCAGAAUCGCAUCUAGUUGCCUGGUAAGUAAUAUGGACGACAAUCCUUAUGGACUGAGAUUUAUUUUUGUAUAGUCUUGACAUAUUGUAAAGUAAUGUCGAGCACUUUGAGCGAGACAUAUGUACGAUCUGAUGAGUGAAGAAGAAUUCAGAGCUGGAUUGCUAGAAGGGCAUAUGUAUGUGCAAGGGGUCAUGUUAGAUCCAGAUACUUGAGAUAAUCGACGCACUGUGAUAGAAGAAAGUUAGUCAUUGGUAAACAAGAAAAAAGUGGUGAGACAGAUUUGAAAGCGGCGGUGGAUGGAAGAGUAGAAGACGAAGAACAUAACAGGACAAAAACAGAGGGAAUGAGAAGUGAAGUCUCGCUUUUGAGGCGUUUUGUUUGACCCACGCACCUACCUAACUGUACACACGAUUGAAAAUGCAAUCAUUAGUUAUGACUGAAUUUGGUUGUCAACUUGUGGUAGAUGGAUAUCGCCAAACCUUGACCUUUUACUAAUGCUCAUAUAUUUAUUAGCAAGUAGUGCUUUUCACGA